AACACAAGGUGACAGUCAGAGAGGAGCAAAGGGUGAAGAGCAGAAAGAUGACUGUGGGCCACCAUAAGCACUGUGAGCAGUGUCACAGUGUCCACUGUCAGGUUCCGGUGCAGAUCUCAGUCUCAUGCAUUAUCAUCAAGUGUCGUAAAAACUGUGGCGCCACCUUCCAUAUGUGCAAGCAAGAGGAGCACCAGCUUCUCUGUCCCAAUGAGAUGGUCCCCUGCAUCAAUGUCAACUAUGGCUGUCCUCUUACAAUGCUGCGCCACAGGCUGGCCAAACACCUGGAGGUCUGUCCCGCCAGUGUGGUCUGCUGCUCUCAAGAGUGGAACCGCUGGCCUGUUUCAGAAACUGAUCUGACCUUCUACAAAAAUGUUUCACAAAGCCCUGAAACUGAAGUAAACCUUGAUGUUGCUUUGGCUCUCAGGGACCAAGAGCUGCUGUUUCGAUCCAUCAAAAUGAAGAACAUUUUUCCUGAGUUAAUGUUGGAGGAUCCUGCCCUUCAGGAUGCUUCUACUGCAGUCAACAGUCCUACAGAGGAAGCAACCUGUUCUUUAGAUUGUGUUGAAUUUACAGAAAAUGGCUGCACAAGGAUGGAGGAAAGAGAACUGAGCCAAGAGGAGAGGGAUGCUUUGGCAAUGAGCAGAGACAUGGAUGGUAUUCAGAACUACAGCUCCUGGGAGAAAAUAUUCAACAAGGAGAUGGAGGGAUGCAAGCAAACUGUCAAAAACCUGAAUAAGAGGGGGGGGAAGGGAAAAGCAAAGGAAGAGCAAGAAUCAUCAAACUUUCAUGGUGAGAAAAGAAUCUCACACCCGAGCCAAGAGAAUGCUGCUGCUGCUCCAAGCAUUGGUGGUGCAACGGGCCUUGCACCAUGGCAAGACGGGGUCCUUGAGAGGUUGAGCAAAGAAUUCAACAUUGGUGAAUAUAACAUGUAUUUGGUGCACAAUGGGGCAAUGUUGAUUAACUUUGGCCAACUUGCUGCUUGCACCCCAAGAGAAAAGGAUUUUGUUUAUGGGAAGCUGGAGCCCAUUGAAGUUCAAACUGUCCGCACAUUUAAUGUUCCUACCAGCUAUCGAGCAAAGCAAAGUUAUCUGAAGGACCCUUCACAAAAGGUCAAGACCAGUGCCAGUGUCGACACUGCAGAUUUGGGUGUGUCAGUCGAGGAUCUUCCGAAGUGUGACGAGGUUAGUGCCACACUCCUGCUCUCUCUGGAAAAGGAACUGAAAGGACAUUUAAUCUCAGAAAGUGUGGGGAGAGAUGGUCUUUAUGUAGAUAUAGGAACACAAACGUACAACUUUGCCUCUGCUCCGUUUGAAAGAGAUGCAUCGCUUGCUGAUGUAAUCGCAGACAAACCUCAUGGGCUUCAUGUACAUGUCGAAGCCGAAUGUGUCACCAGAAGACACAACAGAAUCAGUUCAGCCUUCAGCUACAUGUGUGGCCACUUCUUUCGCCGUGAUGAAUGCCGCUCUCAUUUCAGGAAUGUGCACUCUGACAUACAGGCCUCUCUCAGCGGCUGGUUCCAACAGCGCUGUCCCUUAGCAUACCUCGGCUGUACUUUCACCAAGACAAGGUUUCACCCUGCAGGUCAUCAGGCUACAAUCAAAUAUUGUCAAGAUGUCAGCGCCUUUGUCCUCCAGCCAGAAGUGCCUUCACUGCUCUGUGAAGGAGGGAAAACCUCGAGCUCUCAGAGAAAUGGUGCACAUAAUCUCCUGAGCAGCCUGCCCCUGGAGAUCCUUCAGUACAUUGCUACUUACCUUGACAGUUUCACAUUAUCUCAGCUGUCCCAAGCCUCCCGUCUGAUGAGAGAAGUGUGUGUCGCAUUGUUGCAGGAGAGAGGGAUGGUCUCCCUCAAGUGGGAGAAAAAGACAUAUUCCCAUGGGGGAAGCUCCUGGAAAUGUCAAAAGAAAGUUUGGGAGUUCAGCUCUGUGUUUUCUUCUGUGGACAAAUGGAGCUUCAGCAACACUCCUUCCAUGUCAAAUCACCUGAAAACCUGCUCCUUCUACGAGAGAGAGGAACACACUGAGCCAGUGGCUUUAGCCUGCCUGGAAGAGGUCAGAGACAAACAUGGAGAAGUAAAGCAUAAAAGAUAAUGUUCAUAGUCCCAGAGCUCAGUGGGCGGACCACAACAAGAGCGAUGCCUCGUUUAGAAUCCAUC
This is a messenger RNA of Perca fluviatilis (European perch), 2152 nucleotides long. RefSeq names its product F-box only protein 40. Bases 48 to 2087 code for a protein of 679 amino acids. The transcript has 3 exons. Gene Ontology annotation, cellular component: cytoplasm. Gene Ontology annotation, molecular function: ubiquitin protein ligase activity; zinc ion binding; protein binding. The record is from RefSeq and is a predicted model, not a curated record. Lineage: Eukaryota; Metazoa; Chordata; Actinopteri; Perciformes; Percidae.